CUGCCAUUGAGGAAGUUCAAAUGCGUCCGUAGACUCCACUAAUUGAAAAGAUACCAUGGCAGCCACCAAAGCCUCCAAAGAACAGAAAUACGACAGGCAACUCAGACUGUGGGGUGACCACGGUCAGGAGUCACUGGAGAGUGCACACGUGUGUCUCAUCAAUGCCACUGCGACUGGGACGGAAAUACUGAAGAAUCUGGUCCUUCCAGGUAUUGGAGCAUUCACCAUAGUCGAUGGACACACAGUUUCUGGGGAAGAUGUGGGAAACAAUUUUUUCCUGAGCAACAACAGCAUUGGAAAGAACAGAGCACAGGCUGCCACUGAGCUGCUACAAGAACUUAACAGUGAUGUCUCUGGAAACUUCGUUGAGGAGAGUCCAAACAAGCUUCUGGACAACAAUCCAGAGUUCUUCAACAGGUUUACUAUAGUCAUUGGGGUCCAGUUGCCAGAAAGCACAUGUUUGAGGCUGGACUCCGUUCUGUGGAGUGCCUCUGUACCUUUCCUAGUGUGUAAAAGCUACGGCCUGAUCGGCUACAUGAGACUGGUGGUGCAGGAGCACUCAGUGAUUGAAUCCCACCCGGACAAUGCCUUGGAGGACCUGAGGUUAAACCAGCCUUUUGCCGAAUUAAAGAACCACAUUCAGUCCUACGACCUCGACAGCAUGGACAAGAAGGAUCACAGUCACACGCCAUGGAUCAUCAUUGUUGCCAAGCACCUGGAGAGAUGGCUCAGUGAGCACAACCUUCAACCACCGAAAAAUUACAAGGAGAAAGAGGCCUUCAGACAGUUUAUUCGGGAAGGCAUCCGGAAGAAGGAGAACGGUGUCCCAGAGGAUGAGGAAAACUUUGAAGAAGCCAUCAAGAACGUCAAUACUGCUUUAAAUCCAACCAAGAUUCCUAGUACUGUUGAAGACCUCUUCAAUAGCGAGGAGUGUAACGACGUCACAUCCCAGACCCCGUCCUUCUGGGUGAUGCUGCGAGCUGUCAAGGAGUUUGCUCUCAAUGAAGGCAAUGGUAGCCUACCUGUACGGGGAACCAUCCCAGAUAUGAUCGCAGACUCUCAGAAGUUCAUCAACCUUCAGAAUGUUUACAGGGAAAAGGCCAUGCAGGAUGCAGCAGCUGUUUCUAAACAUGUAGAAUGUCUAUUGCAGUCUAUUGGAAAGCCACCAGAGAGCAUCUCUGAGAAGGACGUCAAACUGUUCUGUAAGAAUUCAUCCUUUCUGAGAGUGGUGCGCUGCAGAUCUCUGGCUGAAGAAUAUAGUGUGGAUACAGUAAAUAAAGAUGAAAUCACCUCAAGCAUGGACAAUCCAGAUAGCGAGAUGGUCUUCUACCUCAUGCUUCGCUCUGUUGAUCGCUUCUAUCAGCAGCACUCCCGCUACCCAGGAGUUUAUAACUACCAGGUGGAGGACGACAUCAGCAAACUGAAGCUCUGCGUGAACAGCCUACUGCAGGAGUACAGCCUCAACGUCAACAUCAAAGACGAUUACAUUCAUGAGUUCUGUCGAUAUGGUGCUGCAGAGCCACACACAGUUGCAGCAUUUUUGGGAGGAUCUGCUGCUCAAGAGGCCAUCAAGAUCAUCAGCCACCAGUUUGUGCCCUUCAACAACACUUUCAUUUACAACGCAAUGUCACAGACCUCUGCUACCUUACAGUUGUGAAUACAGUUGGGGAUCCUGAGUUUGCUGACAGAAAUUAUUAGAGAAAACGGCGCAAGAUCAGAAGGACGGAGUCCAGAAAGACUUGCAGUAGUUUUGUGAGAUCCUUGCAAAAAAAAUGUCAAUUAAAAAAACAAACAAUCCCAAUUAUGGAGAAGACCAGUAUACAAGGUUCAUCAAAUUUUAUUUUGAGAUUGGUCUCCGGACAUUAAAUCAGUGCUGCUAAAUGCAUGCUGCGGACGUGCUGCAACAACUUAUUACAUCUAAAUCUGUCUGCAAUAAAAAAAACUGCCUUGUCCCCUCCUGGGCUCCGAACAAAAGACCGACUUACAUUAAUACAUUUAAACUAUAAAGUGAAAGUAAGAACAUUUGAAUGGGAUAACUGCCAAAAUGUGUGCACUCAAAAUGCUUCUCAUGCUGGACUUCGGAGGUCGAGUCUUUAUCGCCCAUCAUGCGUUUUUCUGAUUCAUAAAAGUUCUUGAAGGGAGAAAUCAGAAUUAUUUUUUUUCAAACUUUUCUAGUCAUGUAGUAUAUUCAUUUGUGAAAUGGAUGAAAUAUUACAAUGUAGCAGCACUUUGUUUACUGUAGUCACAACUGUCUCUUAUUGUGUUUGGAAUGAGGUGGAAGAUUUUUGGUUAAAAUCAACACUCUGUAUUUAGUGUUUUAACUCAUGCGUUGCUAUAAAACAUUGGAUAAUUAACCUGAACCUGAUUUAUUUUUAGUACAAAAGGGAAGUUGACUCUCAAAACACAUUCAUGACUGCAAAAAUGAUUUGUCCCUUUCUCACCGGACAACGUUUUGAUUUGCACCUGGCUUCAAAUCGUCUGGUAAACAUUUGGAGUUCAGGUGUGACUUAUUUAAUAGUAGUUGAAACAAGGAUUACACUCAUUUAGCCUGAAUGAAUGUUCGGUGACGAGCGUGAGCUUCUUGAGAAGCUCGUAUUUUCAACACCAGAGGGCGCCCUUUCAUCUUUUACUAUUACUAUUGAACAUGUAUUCCCAAGUUUAUUUCACAUACCUGUUCAGUGACCAACUCCUGACCAUUAGAUACAGACUGCAUUUGACCGCUGUGAGAUGUUAACAAAAAAACGAUGUUUCUCGAUAGAUGUUAAAGUGCAGAGAACGAUCUAAUAGGCGGCACAGAGUCCUGCUUGAGAAUUAUGUUAUGAGGGUCAUUGUGAUGUAACUGUUGGGCAGGGUGAAGUUUGUCUUGUUUUUUUUAUUUUUUAUUCAGACUUUGGCAGAAUGGAAAUUUGCCCUGUGCAGAUCUUUUCCUUUCAUCCCCCCCGGCUCUCCCCAUGCAGCGAUCUGUCUCCCAUUCUCACGCACACACUCCCACCCUCCGUCUCCCUUCGUCUGAGAGGGGAUAGAGCGUGUUGCCAACAAGUGCUCUGGCCAUUUCCUAAAUGAAGAUUCCGUCCGCUGACUUGAUGGAUUAUCACGUGUCCCUCCAUCCACCCACUGCCUCUUCAGAUUAUCGUGUAGUGCCAGGUUUAUGAGGCCAAAACAGAUGGCUUUACUUUUUGUUAAAUCAAAGACUGAAAAGAAGUUCAGUAACAUGUUGUACAUAAUGUCAACUCUAUGCCUCUGCAAAAAUAACUUCAUUUGUGCGGUUUCAACCCUGCCGGGGUUUGUGUCCCCCUCCAUGAAAGACUGAGGGAAUAGGGUUUCCUUUUAAAACACACUAAAUAUUACAUUAUUUGAGCAAAGACAUCUCUGAGGAAGAUCUUUGUCUCUCGAGGAGUUUCAUUGUUAUAAUAUAUAAACAUGGCCGAUAGCAGUUGUCACUGCUUGUAAGCCCCUUCAAACUCCUGAAGAUCCUUUGAUUAACUUUUAAGCUGUUUAACAUCUACUCCCUCUGUGGUUCUUUCUCGUCAUGUGACUUCAAGACUGCAGGAAGGGCACACGGUCUAAUUUUGAUUAGUGCCUCCAGACAAUUUGUAUACAGCUGUGUCAACAUCUAACAUUGAGUGCUGACCAUUUUACAAACAACAGGAUGGCUUCAGUCAUUGCACUGCAUCUGCUCCACUAUGGGGCUGGUGUGUCUCCUGUAACCUUCACUCUUGUUAGGAUGAAUACUGACAAGAGAUUACAUGGAGGCAAACAGGCCAAGAGGGUCUGCUGCAAACAUUGUGGGGCGUUUUAUUGAAGUAUUCAUAUGGUAAACAAAGUCAAGAGGAUAUAGGGAGAGGACACGCAUGAUUGUAUAAAAGGUAGAUAGAUUUAAAAGUUGGAAACAUGAAGUUUGUCAUAUUGCAUCAAGUGUAAAAUACAAAACAAACAACAUCAAUAAUGCAUACUUGUAUUUAAUGUAAAGUUGCACAUAAUACAGUUUUUAAUUAAAAUGCAAGUAAAGAAGGCAUUUGCAUGAAAAAUACCAGACAAUUUGUGAGUUAAAGUGUUGCACGGUGUCAGAGUAGUCAUGCUUAUAGACAUUCCGGUUUCAGGCGGUACAAAAAAAGGGAAACGUGUCUGUUAUGUAAUUCGGCAAGCGUACAUACAUGUCAUGUUUCUGUAAGCAGCAGGUUUGUGGUUUGUUACCAUGAGGUUACUAUUUUCCUCUUAGAAGUCAUGAACAUAUGAAUGCACAUUGACUUUUAAAACAAAUUUCUUUUCCAAUAUCUUUUAGCUCCUAAUUUCAUUUUUAUCCUUUCGGUUUUAUCGUCAUUUAAAAUUGACUGGUUCUAAAUCCUUAAGUUCAUGUUGUGCUGUACAGGCGUACGUAUGUGUUUUAUGUCUUUUAAACUUGUGGAACAUGUGCCUCUUGUCAUAGUUAGCCUGGUGGCUAUCGCAUGCCGGUAGGUGAGGACUUGGGGACACAAACCUUCAGUACAUUCAUGUUUCUCCUGAACAAGCAACACAAAGUGGGAGGCUUGGUUUAAAUUAUUAGUAACAAUAAGAGCUGCUUCAUGCUAAAAAUACUUAUGAAGUCAGCUACCAUUAGCCACCAGCUACUGGUCAUACCAUUGCAUCGUCUCACUCUAAACAUAAUUUGGGGCUGCAGAAACAAGAUGUCAGUGCAACCUCUAAAUAUCACUAAUUGGGUUGAUACAGGGAACACAGAAGAGAUUAUUAUCCAGUUCUGUAAUAUUGUACUUCAUAUAAGGCCAAUCAUACCACAACCAAAGCAACUCACGAUUCGUCAACCAAAUGUGUCAUUGUAAGACACGGGCGACAACUAACUCUACAUAUGAUUCUUAGAUUUUCUUAGGCAAUGAGUUUUACUGUGAAGGUGGAAUGGGGGAGAAAAAUGUUUCGCUAAUAGAAACAGGAUGUAAAUUCUCUCUGCCUCCUCUGUUGCAUCCAUUCAUUAUCAAGACUUCAGCUUCCAGGCCCAGCUCGUAACUACUUUAUCUUGAAGCCACAGGAGAGGUCUGACAAUAGAUAAUGUGUGCGUCCCCACUUGUGUGCGUGUGUGUUUCGGGUUACUGGGAAGGAGGGCUGAUCGUUAAUGCUAAAAUCAAUCAGUAAAUCAGAAGCACAGCCUGCAGAAGGGCCACCCUGCUAAUGGUGAUUCUCCCUAAAAGCUUCAAGCAAUAACGAGAGAGAAAAGGGGUGGGAGGGAACUGGAUGAGUCAUCUUAGGGAAAUUGCACGGUAAAGGUGGCAAGGUGGUCAUAUCUCUCACAAGGACAAGGGCUGUAUGUCCCCUUGUCACACCCUGUCACUGGAUAAAAGGUUGCGGUUUACAAACAAAGAGAGGACUGAAAGGGGUUCGAGGGUGAUUUCUUCUGAUGGCUCUUAGCUGUUAGUUUGAGCCUUUUACCUGGCUGGGUGCCAACUAGUUCACCUCCUCAUGAGGCCCAGGCUGAAUUAAAACCGGCCUGCCAGAGCAGAGUGGAGUAUUCAGUGUGUUUGCUUGGAGACUGCAGGAGGCCGGCAUACUUUAAACCUCUCAGGGGUCUGCUGAGGGCCUCUCCAUUCUUCCUACAAACAGAUGGAGCUGUGACUACGGAAUGUAUAUGCACAAUACAAACAGACCCAUUUGGAAACGAAGGGAAGACACGGACGAUGUAACAGUCGCAAAGGAGUAUAAAGCUAUCUACAAUUAAACCUGAUAAAUACAAAUGAUUUGCCUGAGUGAGUGAAAAUUGAAGUUGUGUGUAAAAAUAAUAAAUGAGUACCACUUUA
Molecule: messenger RNA, 5783 nt
Organism: Cyclopterus lumpus (lumpfish)
Lineage: Eukaryota; Metazoa; Chordata; Actinopteri; Perciformes; Cyclopteridae
Gene: nae1
Product: nedd8 activating enzyme E1 subunit 1
Exons: 20
Coding region: 56-1657 (533 amino acids)
Biological process (GO): protein neddylation; DNA damage response; ubiquitin-dependent protein catabolic process
Cellular component (GO): cytoplasm; nucleus
Molecular function (GO): ubiquitin activating enzyme activity; NEDD8 activating enzyme activity
Source: RefSeq, a predicted model, not a curated record